Danio aesculapii is the source of this 3341-nucleotide messenger RNA. It is a transcript of the gene abi1b, whose product is annotated as abl-interactor 1b. The coding region runs from base 38 to 1561 and encodes 507 amino acids. NCBI's taxonomy places the organism in Eukaryota, Metazoa, Chordata, Actinopteri, Cypriniformes, Danionidae. Gene Ontology annotation, cellular component: lamellipodium; intracellular anatomical structure. The transcript is spliced from 11 exons. The record is from RefSeq and is a predicted model, not a curated record. Gene Ontology annotation, molecular function: SH3 domain binding.
GGACCUCCUGUCGGAGAGUGAAGCUCCGCUGGUUUCAAUGAAAGAGGGGGAGAAGAGUAAUGCAGAGGGAUGUAAGAUGGCAGAGCUACAAAUGUUGUUAGAGGAAGAAAUCCCAGCUGGAAAAAGAGCCCUUGUGGAGAGCUACCAGAACCUUUCAAGGGUUGCGGAAUAUUGCGAGAACAAUUAUGUGCAGGCACAAGACAAGAGGAAAGCCCUCGAGGAGACCAAAGCCUACACCACCCAGUCCCUGGCGAGCGUGGCCUAUCAGAUCAAUGCCUUAGCCAACAAUGUGCUGCAGCUGUUGGAUAUUCAGGCUUCACAGCUGCGCAGGAUGGAGUCCUCCAUCAACCAUAUCUCUCAGACCGUGGACAUUCAUAAAGAGAAAGUUGCCAGACGAGAGAUCGGGAUUCUUACCACCAACAAAAACACAUCUCGGACCCACAAGAUCAUCGCCCCGGGCAACAUGGAGCGACCCGUGCGCUACAUCAGGAAGCCCAUUGAUUACACCCUGCUGGAUGAUGUGGGUCACGGUGUUAAGUGGCUUAAAGCAAAGCAAGGGAAUAACCAGCCGGCUCGGGGAGGUGGAGGAACAUUAUCCAGGACCAACCCACCAACACAGAAGCCCCCAAGUCCACCCAUGGCAGGGAGAGGGACCCUAGGACGAAACACUCCAUAUAAGACUCUUGAGCCAGUCAAGCCUCCUGUGGUGCCUAAUGACUACAUGACCAGUCCAGCACGUCUAGGGAGCCAGAACAGCCCAGGACGCACAGCCUCACUCAACCAGAGACCCAGAACACACAGUGGCAGUAGUGGGGGCAGCGGCGGUCGGGAGAACAGCAGUAACAGUAUGGGAAUCCCUCUGGCCGUGCCUACACCCUCCCCUCCCAGUAUGGCACCAGUAGUUCCUCCAGGUCCAGGUCUGGGCCCAAUCCCAAUGUCUCAGUUUGGAACAAUUUCCCGGCAGAUCUCCAGACACAAUUCCUCCACCACUUCCUCCUCCGCCUCUAUGGUGUCAGCCACCGGGACCUACCGCCGCGCCCCUGCCAGCUCCUCCCAGUUCUCUGUGCCUCAGCCCCACCUAAACGGGGGUCCCACAUUCCCCCAGACCACAAUGUCUGUCGCUCCACCCCCUCCUCCAGUGGUGCAGCUGACGCCCCAGAUUCCCCUCACUGGCUUCGUGGCCAGAGUUCAGGAGAACAUAACAGACAGUCCAUCUCCACCGCCGCCGCCUCUUCCUGAGGACACGCCCUUGUUUGAGGAAGCAGCCCCGCCCCCUCCACCUCCACCUGUGGAUUACGAUGAAGAAGAUGCAGCUCUGGUGCAUUAUAAUGACCCCUAUGCGGAUGGAGACCCCCACUGGGCCCCAAAAUCCUACAUGGAAAAGGUGGUGGCCAUCUAUGACUACUCAAAAGACAAAGAUGAUGAACUGUCCUUCAUGGAGGGCGCCAUCAUCUACAUCAUCAAGAAGAACGACGACGGCUGGUUCGAGGGUGUGUGUAACGGUGUGACCGGACUGUUUCCUGGUAACUACGUCGAAUCCAUCAUGCACUACGCUGACUAAUACCCAAUCCCAGAGACAUGCAGCGCAGCCAAUCAGUUACAAGCAUUGCAAAGUGCAUUAGGAUAUGACUGAAUGUCUGUUUUUGUCCAAUCGCCAAUGUAUCAAGCCUCUACAGUGCUCACUGUUUGAGGAAACGGGGCUCGUAUCGCCUCCGCAAAGAAACAAACAAGUCUCAAUUCUUUCUGGUUAGGUUGCCUCAUGUGUUUUGUACAUAUAUUGCAGUGACACGUUGCCUGUAGGCUGUUGCUAGUGUUUGUUUUGUGCGUGUUUCGUCAUUGUACUGAGAUCGUAUUUGCCAAGUGUCAGCCAGGGCUAGUUAGUUUUUAUUUUUUAUCAUUCUUUUCUUGCUCAUCUUUAUUUAAACUCUAAUGCUCUUCCUUUGUGUGAGGAGGACGUGUUUGAAUGUCAUUAUUAGGUAAAAAAAAAAAAAAGACAAUGACGUCUUUAUUUACAUUUCGCCUUCAGGAGUUGUUGAUACUUUUUAUAGUUUUACCUUAUGACUGUAAGGUGAUUGAAAAGACAAAUGCAGUAAUGUGCAGAGAUUCUCCUGCAAAUCAAACUUAAUUUAAUAUGAACCUGUAUAGAAUUUGUCCACGUUAUUUGACCCCAAAAUUAAAAAAUAUAUAUAUUUUGCUUACUCACAAUAAUCCCUAUUUUACGCAUGAUGACAUUCAUAAAAUUAAGCACAUUUUCCCCAAAACUCUUAUUAGCUUAAUGCAAAAAAAACAUGUUACUCUAACACUGUGUCCUAUCUACAUCCACCAUGAUGCCACGACAUUAAAUUAAAAGGUGUCUUUUUCAUCUUAAAAGGAGUUUUUGGUUUAAAGGGCGCGAAACCCUUACACACUUCCAGAUGUUGACAGACAGAUAUACAGUUGAAGUCAGAAUUAUUAGCCCCCCAUGAUUGUUUUUUUUUUUUUUCAAGUGACGUUUAACAGAUUCAGGAAUUUUUUUACAGUAUGUCUGAUAAUGUUCUGGAGAAAGUCUUAGUUGUUUUAUUUUGGCUAGAAUGAAAGCAGUUUUUAAUUUUUUUAAAAACCUUUUAAGGUCAAAAUUAUUAGCCCCUUUAAGCUAUUUUAUUUUAAUUUUUCGAUAAUUCAGGGGGGCUAAUAAUUCUGACUUCAACUGUAUGUGCCACAUUGCUGAAAACACUAUUAUGGCAUAUAUAAUUCACUAACGACUGAAAAUUGGUUGUUUUUGCGUUGUCUAUACCAAAUUCGUACUUCCGGUUUAUCAAGAAAUUUUGAAGCAACCUCACGACGAUGAGGUCAUAGCUUAAUUCCAGCUUGCUGAUUGGCCAGCAGUACCGGCCAGUGCAUAGUGACGUCAUUGAGUUUUCAGCAUGCCUGUGCAAUAAUUCAUGAGAAAGACAAAUGACAAGCGACAGACCGGAAGUCAUUCAUUUCCAAUGGAGAGUAGUCCGGGGGCUGCGUGGAGUUGCGAUGAUCGCUAUAUAUGGAAAAUUCGGAUUCGAUUUGAGCUGCGGAUUCGUUCAAAUAUUUGAACUCCUGCGACUAGACCGUAUGCAACCGGUCGACUGGAUGUGAUGUAUUCCAGUGUUGUCCGAGCAGAUAUGUGCACGCGAGAUGAGAAAUAGUAGUUUUAUUUGUUCUUUUUUGAAUCAGAAAAAAGGUUUAUAUUAAAGAACCAUCUCUAUUUAUAAAUGAGCAGAGAUGUAUAAAGUACUAUAGACCCAGACUUGAGUAAAAGUACAAGUGCUUUAUCAAAAAAGUGACUUAAGUAGAAGUUGAAGUGCUCUUAAAGCACCAUACUUAAGUGG